CUUUUGCCGACAAUUUUGACUUUAGCCGCCAAAUUUUGGCUGUGUGUAGAAACUGUCUGAGAAAACUUUCUCACUGCACACUGGGUUUGGGUCCGAUGGCAGAUAUACCGCUGUCAGCCAUCUACAACUGUCAGUUUCUUUCAUUCAUUUUUCUAAUUUUCGAGCGAUGUUAUUCGGGAUGCUAUUUCACCUGUUCUUUUAUUCACUUUGACCGUACCUUCAUAUCUGCUUACGAUUUGGACACUAUUUCAUUUGAAUCGUGUGGAGAAACCGGAAAUGGCAGAAAACAGUGAUUCUUGCGGCACAUCGAAUCGUGAGCGCGAUUCAUCUUUCCUCCCCAUCUGUUGGUCUGAUGACAUACGGAUGGGCUUUUUGUUAGCAGACUUUCGAUCCAGAACCAUUAAUCCCGAAAGUUACGACAACAAACUGAGAUUUUGGAAGGACCUGGUAACAACCUAUUGCUUAUUUCAAGGAUCUUCGGUAGUGUCCUUGAUCCAUCUGAAAGAUGCUUUCCGACGUAAAAGUAUUGCGCCACAAUGCCUGAUAACAGUAUUCGAUCAGAUGCUGAAGAAUGGUGAACUGUUACCUAAAGAUCAGUUUUUGGAACCAGCAACGUCUUCAGGGUGGGGAAUGAAAUGGACUUUCGAAAGAGUUCGUCGUAGAAUGAUAGGUAUUUCUGAAUCAGAAGAAUUUGUGGUACAAACUGUUGCAGAGCAACACGGCCAAAUGAUUCAACGAACCAUUGAAUGUGAUGGGUUGUUCGAUAAAUUGAUCAACUAUACUAAAUUAGUGAAAAUAGUCGUGCAAUCGACUAAUAUAAUCGAAGAAGGGAUUCGACCUGCGUUGAAAUUACUCGAAAAUGCUCGUCGUCUAACAAUAGGAAAUAUUGUAAGGGGAAACCAGACCCAUGAGGUUAUCAAGUUAGCCCAACCAACGGUAGAAGUACACUCAAUUUCUUAUAUAGAACGAUGCAUAUAUGAACUAGAACAAAGUGAACUAGAUCUAAACCAGAACAUCAGCAAAACAGAGCAAGCUAUCGCUAACAUUAUGGAGCAGAUACGUACCCAUAUCCAAGAAGGACACAAGCAAUCAGCAAAAAGUCUAUUAAAAAAAAAACAUUUGCUAGAAAAUAGCAUACAAAGCAAAAUCAAUUCCUUAGAGAAUUUACAACAGCUUCUCAGCAGAAUCCACGAAACGCAGCAAAACAUAGGCAUACUAGAAGCUUUUAAGCUAGGAUCAAUCACUUUAAAGAAGACAUUCGCCGACUCGGGGUUAAACAUUCAUACUGUAGAAAAUACUUUGAUGGAAAUGAGAGAUGUUUUGGAAGAAAACAAAGAAAUACAAAACAUGAUCGCUACAGUGACUGUCGAUGAUAGUGACGAUCUAGAUCUUGAACAGGAGUUAGGAAGUCUUAUUGAUAUAGCAUUCAAAGAAAAUAAUUUAUGCAUAGCAAAGGACUCACAGGAUCUAACACCCGCAAAUCAAACAAAUGAUUUAGAUGCAGAAAUUCUAAAAAGACUCGAAGAUCUCCAAGUGAAUAACAGUGGUCUACAUAGCCCACUUACAAACUAAUCUGAUUUUCUUUAAUGCAAAAGAUGAUAUUCUAGCUUUAUAAAAAUACAGUUGUGUUCAAAAUAAUAGCAGCGCUCAAUCCUCCUAUAAAAGAAUGAUAAUUAUUCAAA
Anopheles aquasalis is the source of this 1682-nucleotide messenger RNA. Its product is annotated as charged multivesicular body protein 7. The record is from RefSeq and is a predicted model, not a curated record. NCBI's taxonomy places the organism in Eukaryota, Metazoa, Arthropoda, Insecta, Diptera, Culicidae. Gene Ontology annotation, cellular component: multivesicular body; cytoplasmic side of plasma membrane; ESCRT III complex. Gene Ontology annotation, biological process: late endosome to vacuole transport via multivesicular body sorting pathway; vesicle budding from membrane.